Penicilliopsis zonata CBS 506.65 is the source of this 1548-nucleotide messenger RNA. RefSeq lists its product as hypothetical. The record is from RefSeq and is a predicted model, not a curated record. Gene Ontology annotation, cellular component: cytosol; eukaryotic translation initiation factor 2 complex. The transcript is spliced from 3 exons. The coding region runs from base 1 to 1548 and encodes 515 amino acids. NCBI's taxonomy places the organism in Eukaryota, Fungi, Ascomycota, Eurotiomycetes, Eurotiales, Aspergillaceae. Gene Ontology annotation, biological process: formation of translation preinitiation complex; positive regulation of translational fidelity. Gene Ontology annotation, molecular function: tRNA binding; GTP binding; GTPase activity.
AUGGCUACCAACGGCGAUUUUUCCGACGAGGACUCCCUGCCCGGCUCCCCCGUGCUCGACGCCAACGGACACGAUGACUUUGACGACCAGGAACCCCUCGACCAGGACGAGAAGCCCCUCAAGUCGGCGAUGAAGAAGAACUCGGUGCCGCCUCUGCCCCAGGCCAAGCGCCCGGAGCUGCCCGAACAGCCAGACCCGGCCACGCUCGACUGGUCAAAAUUGACACCACUGUCGCCUGAGAUUAUUGCGCGCCAGGCCACGAUCAACAUCGGUACCAUCGGGCACGUCGCUCACGGCAAGUCGACCGUCGUCAAGGCCAUCUCUGAGGUGCAGACCGUCCGCUUCAAAAACGAGCAGGAGCGAAACAUUACCAUCAAGCUGGGCUACGCCAACGCCAAAAUCUACCAGUGUGAUAGCCCUCAGUGUCCCCGGCCGACAUGCUUCAAGAGUUUCAAGAGUGAGAAGGAGGUCGACCCGCCUUGCGAACGCGAUGGAUGCACAGGAACAUACAGACUGCUGAGACAUGUUUCGUUCGUCGAUUGCCCUGGGCACGAUAUUCUGAUGAGUACUAUGUUGUCCGGCGCCGCCGUCAUGGACGCCGCUCUCCUCCUGAUUGCCGGCAAUGAAGUUUGCCCGCAGCCUCAGACCUCCGAGCACUUGGCUGCGAUUGAAAUCAUGAAACUCAGUCACAUCAUCAUCCUGCAAAACAAGGUCGAUCUGAUGAGAGAGGAGGGCGCGUUGCAACAUUACCAGUCCAUCCUCAAGUUCAUCCGCGGAACCGUCGCUGAUGGCUCUCCCAUCAUCCCCAUCUCCGCGCAGUUGAAGUACAACAUUGACGCUGUCAACGAGUACCUGGUCUCGCACAUCCCUGUGCCCGUCCGUGACUUCACCGCCUCGCCUCACAUGAUGGUCAUCCGUUCGUUCGACGUGAACAAGCCUGGUGCGGAAAUUGACGAGCUCAAGGGUGGUGUCGCUGGUGGUUCCAUCUUGACUGGUGUGCUCAAGCUGAAUGACGAGAUCGAAAUCCGCCCCGGUCUGGUCACCAAGGACGAGAAUGGCAAGAUCCAGUGCCGCCCUAUCUUCUCGCGCAUCGUCUCCCUGUUCGCCGAACACAAUGACCUGAGGUUUGCCGUGCCCGGUGGUCUGAUUGGUGUCGGUACCCGCGUCGACCCUACGCUGUGCCGUGCUGAUCGUCUCGUCGGUUUCGUCCUGGGUCACCGUGGCCGCCUCCCCGCCAUUUACACCGAGAUCGAGGUCAACUACUUCCUUCUGCGCCGCCUGCUGGGUGUCAAGACCGCCGACGGCAAGCAGGCCAAGGUUAGCAAGCUGACCAAGAACGAAGUGCUCAUGGUCAACAUCGGUUCCACCGCCACCGGCGCCAAGGUCAUGGGUGUCAAGGCCGAUGCUGCGAAGCUGAGUCUCACCAGCCCGGCUUGUACAGAGAUUGGCGAGAAGAUCGCCAUCAGUCGCAGAAUUGACAAGCACUGGCGUCUGAUCGGAUGGGCUAACAUUGUUGCCGGUAACACCCUCGAGCCCAUCCUGAACUAG